Messenger RNA from Scutellospora calospora, 357 nucleotides. The record is from the annotation of a GenBank genome assembly. Lineage: Eukaryota; Fungi; Glomeromycota; Glomeromycetes; Diversisporales; Gigasporaceae.
AUACAAUAUUCUAUGGGUGGUGGUGGAAUUUAUUUAAUUAAAAAGUCACCAUAUUUUGGUGAUGUUCAACUUACAAGUAUUGAACGUAAUGAGGUUGAUGUUGAAUCAUCAUUAUGGAAAAAGAUUACUGAAAAUCAAGAUAUUGAUUUUCAAAAAACCCAUACUUACAUUACAUACUUAGCUGCUAAGGAUAUGCCUUGUAAAUUCAAAUAUAAUAAUGAAAGUCAAUGUUCUGGCAAUCUAAUUUUAUAUAAAUCACAUAUUUCUCAAGAUGUGCAAGAUCAUCGUUAUAUUAAAGUUGAUAGUGAAAAAGUAGAUAUUAUACUUCUUCAAGAUUUAUUUCUUGGAAAAGGAGAG